Molecule: messenger RNA, 729 nt
Organism: Habropoda laboriosa
Lineage: Eukaryota; Metazoa; Arthropoda; Insecta; Hymenoptera; Apidae
Product: cerebellar degeneration-related antigen 1-like
Exons: 2
Coding region: 1-729 (242 amino acids)
Source: RefSeq, a predicted model, not a curated record
AUGUGUGAUCUUACCGUGGUAAUGAAUCCCGACACUUUGGAGAAUCCCGACGUUCUUGAGAAUCCCGGCACUCUGGAGAAUCCCGACACUUUUGAGCAUCCCGACACUUUUGAGAGUCCUGACACUCUGGAGAAUCCCCAUACUCUGGAGAAUCCCGACACUUUUGAAAAUCCCGACACUCUGAAGAAUCCCGACACUUUUGAGAGUUCUGACACUCUGGAGAAUCCCCAUACUCUGGAGAAUCCCGACACUUUUGAAAAUCCCGACACUCUGAAGAAUCCCGACACUUUUGAGAGUUCUGACACUCUGGAGAAUCCCCAUACUCUGGAGAAUCCCGACACUUUUGAAAAUCCCGACACUCUGAAGAAUCCCGACACUUUUGAGAGUUCUGACACUCUUGAGAAUCCCGGCACUCUGGAGAAUCCCGGCACUCUGGAGAAUCCCGACACUUUUGAGGAUCCCGACACUCUGAGGAAUCCCGACACUUUUGAGAGUUCUGACACUCUUGAGAAUCCCGGCACUCUGGAGAAUCCCGACACUUUUGAGGAUCCCGACACUUUUGAGGAUCCCGACACUCUGAGGAAUCCCGACACUUUUGAGAAUCCCGGCACUUUCGAGAAUUCCGAUACUAUCAGAAAUUUCGAAAUUUUCGGGAACUCGUCCCGACCCGACCCGAUAAUUUCGGGUUCUCCCACACCUCUAGCAUCCCAAGCAAGUCCCAAAACGUGA